CAGGCGCGAAAGAAAUGGGGAGAAGAAAACAGAAAUGCUUGCUCUCUUCCUCUCUUCUUCUUCGUAUCCAACACUCUCUUUCCUCUCCAGAUCUGUAACUCUAGACCCAGCCAGACGAACAACACUCUCAGCUCUCACAAUGUCGAUGAACCUAAGAACCCACGCGUACGCAGGCAAUCCAUUGAGAUCCAGAACCCCGAAAUCAACCGAUCCUUUCUCACCUUCUUCCGCUUUCGAAUCCCUUAAAACCCUAGUCCCAGAAAUCCCUAAUCACCCGAAGCCUUCCCCGGAUUUCAAGGUCCUUCCAUUUAGCAAGGGCCGGCCACUGGUGUUCUCGAGCGGUGGAGACGCUAAUACGACGCCUCUUUGGCAUCUGAGCUGGAUCAGCUUGGCUGAUUGCAAAGGUAUGUUGGCGAGUUCUGGGGUUGAUCUGAGCGAGGACUCGCUUGUGUAUUUAGGACCCAAGGUAGAGGAAGAUUUGGUGUAUUGGGCGGUUGAUCUGCCGGAAGAAGACGGCGUGGUGGUUUCUGAAUUUGCAGGUAGGAAGCUGUGUUUCGUCGACCUUCGAACCCUAAUGGUAGCUGCUGAUUGGGCUGAUCAACGCGCUAUGGAUGAAUUGGCUAUUGCCGGUCACGCCAGGGCAUUGCUUGAGUGGCACAACGUAUCACGAUUUUGUGGAUCUUGUGGAGGUAAAACUGUUCCAAAGGAAGCAGGAAGGAGAAAACAAUGCUCAAACGAGACAUGCAAGAAGCGAGUUUAUCCCCGUGUUGACCCGGUGGUUAUAAUGUUAGUUAUUGAUCGAGAAAAUGAUCGCGCACUGUUAAGCAGGCAAUCUAGAUAUGUACCGAGAAUGUGGAGUUGUUUAGCUGGGUUUAUUGAGCCAGGGGAAAGCUUAGAAGAAGCUGUGAGACGAGAAACAUGGGAAGAGACAGGCAUUGAAGUGGGACAAGUUGUCUACCACAGCUCUCAGCCUUGGCCUGUGGGACCAAGUAGCAUGCCAUGCCAAUUGAUGCUCGGGUUCUUUGCUUUCGCCAAGACGCUUGACAUAACCGUAGACAAAGAUGAGUUAGAAGAUGCUCAAUGGCACAGUAGAGAAGGUGUGAAGAAAGCCCUGGCUUUUGCAGAAUACAGGAAGGCGCAAAGAACAGCGGCUUCAAAGAUAGAGCAGAUCUGUAAAGGUGUGGAGAGAAGCCAGAGCCUAUCAACCGAUUUCAAUGUCGAAAGCGGUGAGCUCGCUCCUCUGUUCAUCCCUGGGCCAUUUGCCAUUGCACACCACCUGAUCUCAACAUGGGUUGAUCAGGGUCCAGGCGAUAUUCACUCAAAACAACAACCAGGCGUCUCUCUCUCAAGUUUGUAGCUAGAAAUAUACGACUUUGAUGCUUUGAGAAACUUAAAGUCUGCUAUUGCUUUGAUGCGUAUUUUGAAUUGCAUAGUCCUUGGUGUAUGUACUUGCUCCUUGCCAUUUGGUGCAACACCAAUUUAUAUUAAAAGAUUUACUUCAAUAAUUUGUAGAUGUAAUCUAAUCUAGUUAUUUUAUUCUACAACAAU
This is a messenger RNA of Eutrema salsugineum, 1548 nucleotides long. Its product is annotated as nudix hydrolase 19, chloroplastic. Gene Ontology annotation, cellular component: cytosol. The record is from RefSeq and is a predicted model, not a curated record. Gene Ontology annotation, molecular function: metal ion binding; NADH pyrophosphatase activity. The transcript has 6 exons. Bases 35 to 1357 code for a protein of 440 amino acids. NCBI's taxonomy places the organism in Eukaryota, Viridiplantae, Streptophyta, Magnoliopsida, Brassicales, Brassicaceae. Gene Ontology annotation, biological process: NADP+ catabolic process; NAD+ catabolic process.